Messenger RNA from Prorocentrum cordatum, 1758 nucleotides. NCBI's taxonomy places the organism in Eukaryota, Dinophyceae, Prorocentrales, Prorocentraceae. The record is from the annotation of a GenBank genome assembly.
AUGCAGCAAUGUUCUGAAUCAGCCCAGCAAUGUAAACGGCCAUGGGCAAUAGACAUUAAGGCGCGGGCGGAAGCACGGCAAUGGAGCACAGCGCUGCAUCUGUUGCGCGAAUCGUACUUGCUGCGUGUCAAGGCAGGCCGAGGCUGUCACGUUUCCAUCAUCAUCGCAUGCGGGAGAAGCGAACAGUGGCAGCAGGCUCUGUUGCUGCUCCGCCAGAUGUCCCUCCUGAGAGAGGAGCCCGACGCCGUCAGCUACGGUGCCGCAAUCAGCGUCUGCACGAAAAGCAGAUGGCAGCAGGGUUUGUCGUUGUUCAGCGAGAUGCGGGCAGUGAUGCUGGAGCCCUCCGUCAUUACUUAUAGUUGUGGAAUCAACGUGUACGACAAAGGCAAUCAGUGGCAGCGGGCUCUGUUGCUGCUGAGCCAGAUGCGGGAUGCGAAAUUGGAGCCCAAUGUGAUCAGCUACAUGUCUGGGAUCAGCGCUUGUGAGACAGGCAAGCAGUGGAUGCAUGCCUUGUCGCUGCUCAGCGAGAUGCGGCAUGCGAAGCUGGAGCCCUCCGUCAUUACUUAUAAUCGUGGAAUCAACGCGUACGACAAAGGCAAUCAGUGGCAGCGGGCUCUGUUGCUGCUGAACCAGAUGCGGGAUGCGAAAUUGGAGCCCAAUGCGAUCAGCUACACUUCUGGGAUCAGCGCUUGCGGGAAAGGCAAGCAGUGGAUGCAUGCAUUGUCGCUGCUCAGCGAGAUGCGGCAUGCGAAGCUGGAGCUCGGUGUCGUUGGCUACAAUUCUGGGAUCAGCGCUUGCGAGAAAGGCAAGCAGUGGAUGCAUGCCUUGUCGCUGUUCAGCGAGAUGCGGCAUGCGAAGCUGGAGCUCGAUGUCGUUGGCUACACUUCUGGGAUCGGCGCUUGCGGGAAAGGCAAGCAGUGGAUGCAUGCCUUGUCGCUGCUCAGUGAGAUGCGACAUGCGAAGCUGGAACUCGAUGUCGUUAGCUACAAUUCUGCGAUCAGCGCUUGCGAGAAAAGCGAUCAGUGGCAGCGGGCUCUAGCGCUGAUGAGCGAGAUGCGGGACGUGAAGGUGAAGCUCGACGUCAUCAGCUAUUGUGUUGGGACCAGCGCGUGCGGGAAGGGCAACCAAUGGCAGUCGGUUCUGUCGUUACUCGGCGAAGCGCGCGAGGCCAAGAUUGUGCCCAUCGUUAUCGACAUUACAAUACUGGGCAUGUUGCGUGCCGGCAGGGUCCAUGCUGACCCGCCCGGCCACGGCGCCCCCGCGGCCUCGCUCGAGGGGCUACGCCGUCCUGGCCCAAGAGAGCUCCAAGACGACCACAGCGAACUCCAAGAAAGCCCAAGUCCGCCCCAAGGCUGCGCCAGCAAUCGGCAGCAGCGAGGGGCAGCACCCUGCUCAGGAGGAGCAUCCUGGAGGCAGCACCAGCAGCAGCAGCAGCAGCAGCAGCGAAGGGCAGCGGCACGCAGCCCGAACGGGCAGCAGCGUCUGCAGCACGCGGCAGCAGUCGGCGGCAGCAGCAGGCAGGCAGAGGGCAGCAGCACGCGCCCGGCAGAGCCGGCCACCAGCAGCGCCCUCUGCAGCCGCAGGCGGCAGCAGCACGCAGCAGAGGCUAAUCAGCAUCUCCAGCAGCACGCAGCAGCGGCAGCAAGCACGAGCGCGCAGUGGCAUGCGCGUGAUGCGGAAUGCCACGCCCGCGCUAUCAUUUCAGCCUUGCGCACGUCGGCCAUCACGUGCCAGUCCGUGCAUAGUUCGUGGACGUAG